Messenger RNA from Closterium sp. Yama58-4, 438 nucleotides. NCBI's taxonomy places the organism in Eukaryota, Viridiplantae, Streptophyta, Zygnematophyceae, Desmidiales, Closteriaceae. The record is from the annotation of a GenBank genome assembly.
GCACUAGGAACAGCAGUGGUGGAGGCGAGAAGAGCGCAGCGGGCAGCAGGAGGGGCAGGCACACGCAGUGACUCACACAAGGCACCGUUGCCAGACAUGUCACAAGUACCGGUGGUGCAGAGGCAGAGGGUUCAGCGUGCCAUUCUAGACCUCGCCUUUUAUUGGUACCACCUGUCGCCCCUGUCUAGAGGGUCUGCGAUGGUGGGGUGGAUCUCGGUGCUGGGUCUGUCCAUGGCUGCUGGCCUGCACACCACUGCGCUUGUUCCCGAGGGAAUGCAGGUGGACUGGGAGGCCAUGCUAGUGCCUGAUUUAGCAGCAUUCAAUGCCACCAUUGCUCCCUGGCUCUUCUCCUCCGUGCAACAGCCACCCUGGGACCUUCCCAAUGUGCACCAUGCACUUCCCACCACUCACCAUGUGCUUGCUGCCCUCAACCUGUAG